GUGAGCUGGAAAUCUUUGUGGAUUUUUGAUGAAACCUUCRGAGGGCUGGACUGCUCUGUUUCCAACAAGAUACACAAAAAAACAAUGUUUCACAGUAGAGAUCAUUUGAUUCAGUUUAUCAAGGACUGGAUUCUCUAAGUCAUCAUAUGGACCUGAAAGGCACAAAGCAAAUGUUGGAUAUGGAUGAAACAAGCUCUUUGGAGGAAUCUCUUGAGACAGUCCUUUCCAAGAAAAGCGGACAAAGGGCUUUUCGGGACUUURUAAGGUCAGAGUUCUGUGAGGAAAACCUGGAUUUCUGGCUCGCAUGUCAGGAAUUCCAAACGUCUGAGCGUCCAGAGGAGCGAACCCAGAUAGCAGCGAGUAUCUAUGAAGAGUUCAUCAAGGAUGACUCACCCAAACAGGUGAAUUUGGAUUUCUACACGAAAGACGGGAUCAGAGAGAGUCUCCAACAACCAGGUUCAUCGUGCUUCARGGUGGCUCAGAGGAAAAUAUUCAGCCUGAUGAAGAACGACUGUUUUCCUCGCUUCACUCAAACGGAGCAGUACAAAGUUUUUAUCAGUGCAGCUUUCAAGCAGCGAGGCCUCAGGAGACACAGGGUGGCUGUGAAGAUCAGGUCAUCCAGGGGGGGUUUCAGGGAGAACAGGUUUCACAGCAGCCUCCUGCUCUUGCACAAGGACUGACACGGUGUCUUCUGUGGUGUAAGAUGUUUUUUUUUUUUCAGACAGACUGGGUGAAGGGUGUGCUCACACUUCCCCUUCCUUCCAAACAUCACAACAUGCUGCCAGACAAGCGCCGUGCAAGCCACCGAGUGGACAUGACUCACUGCAGGAAAUGCAAACUCAGACAUUACCAAAAGUAAAGCUGUUGUUUUUGUUAGUGAAGCAGCUGACGGACUCACUCCCAGCCCUGAAAAGAACUUUUAUUUAURGAUCGAAACUCAUUCCACGAACUCAGGAUUUUUUUUUUGUGACUUUGAACUUAAACAGAAUUGAUGCAAACUUGAAGUGACGGUGUCAUGAGUCAGGAGGCAGAUACUACUGCUGAUUUAUUUGUGGUAAAUCACGUGGUUUCAUAGAAGCUGCUUACAUCCCAGUGGUGUCAAGAAAGUGGGUUCUGGCCUGCAGCUGCUGUGAUGCUGCCACCUGCUGGUGACUGUGAAGACUUACAGCCAAACUGAACUUAGCACAAGCAAUAAGGCAAGGCAAAUUUAUUUUUAUAGCAUCUUUUCUGUACAAGACAACUCAAAGUGUUUUAUAUAAAAGUUUAUAAAACCCAUAAAAAACAGUUUAAAAAGAAACAAAUCAAUAAAACUACUCUCAGCUGUUAUAUGUGU
This is a messenger RNA of Austrofundulus limnaeus, 1333 nucleotides long. RefSeq names its product regulator of G-protein signaling 2. The record is from RefSeq and is a predicted model, not a curated record. The transcript has 4 exons. Lineage: Eukaryota; Metazoa; Chordata; Actinopteri; Cyprinodontiformes; Rivulidae. The coding region runs from base 147 to 680 and encodes 177 amino acids.